UCACACAGACACAUGCACCCCAUCAAUACGAGCUAGUAUACACAUGCACAGUAGGCGGUAUACGCAGAAGAAGUUAAGAGACCAGAAGUUGCGUGGAUUUGGACAUGGGUCUGUUCCUCCAUCCCUACAGUCUGCUGGCUGUUCUGUUCCUCAGCCCAGCAGCCUCAGCCCAAAGUGGCAUGAAUCAGACCGACCGUACAGACAUCCUGAAGGGUGGGUCCACAACAGCCACUGUGUCUGGGACCUAUUCUGUGGCUUCAACUACACCAUCACCAGACAGUGCUACUUCUCUGGGUCAGGUUAUAAGCACAACAACAGCCUCUCAAAGGACUGGUCUGACACCAUCUCAAACCUCCACCCUCUCUGUGUUAGGGACCGGUCUAAUCACAGAAACUUCCAGAGUGGCAGCUUUUUAUUACUCAUCAACCUCGCUAGGAAGCACCAGCAGUGUAAGUUCCACAUCGCAGGCGACAACAUCUCAGACACCUACACCCUCGCCGGAGAAACCCGCCACCACCUCCCACACCUCAGCCCCAGCGCAAGGGUCGCCAGCUGCACCAGCAGAGUGUUGCCCACCCACUGUCACCUCCCCUGAUGGAGCGCCGCACACGCAGACGGAUGUGCAGCCCACACAGUCCCACAACAACAACCUAACCAUGGUGGCCUUCGGCAUGAUGAGCUUCAUCCUGAUACUAAUUGUAAUCACGGUGAUUUUAGUUACGGCCGUCAACCUCAAAGGGCGAUGCAGCACCCCCAAGGAUGAUGGUAAAAAGAACAGCGAUUCCAUGGUGUCUGAAAGCAACACCACAACCAAUGGAGAAAAAGAGAGCAUCACUUUAGUCUCUAUAAAGACAAUCAACGCUGAAACAGACUUCGAUCGGGUCUCUUCUGUUCCCAGUACAACGUUGGAUGUCGAGAAUCAAACACUGAGGCAAGACCUACUGAACACCAAGCUGGUGUGAGGAGAAAGAAUGUCAUUGCGCCAUUCCAGUACUGAAAUGUGAAAACACGGACAAUGCGGACAUCAAGUUUAUGGUCCUCUUAAGCAUUGCUUGGUUAUUAGCCUUUUCAUGGUCACAUUAUAGUUUUUUUCUAUUUUAAACAAAAAAUGUAAUUGCUAUUUGUUGUAAUAAUUAUGUCAGGU
Molecule: messenger RNA, 1144 nt
Organism: Osmerus eperlanus (European smelt)
Lineage: Eukaryota; Metazoa; Chordata; Actinopteri; Osmeriformes; Osmeridae
Gene: ecscr
Product: endothelial cell surface expressed chemotaxis and apoptosis regulator
Exons: 11
Coding region: 105-962 (285 amino acids)
Source: RefSeq, a predicted model, not a curated record